This is a messenger RNA of Malania oleifera, 3051 nucleotides long. RefSeq lists its product as uncharacterized. The coding region runs from base 210 to 2747 and encodes 845 amino acids. The transcript has 6 exons. Lineage: Eukaryota; Viridiplantae; Streptophyta; Magnoliopsida; Santalales; Ximeniaceae. The record is from RefSeq and is a predicted model, not a curated record.
UCUCUUCUCACAAAGCUUGAGUUCCCGCCAAACACCUUGGCGCGAUAUCUGCAACCAACCCCCGCCCCCCUUUUAUUUCCCGAGCUAUAGCUGCUUGGCUCUCUCGUUCUCCCUCUGCAACUGAGGCUCAGAUCUUAGAGCGAGCAUUUUAGGCUUUACAAUAAGGAUUCCUACAAUACUGGGGGAAAUAUAAGAUUCAUCUUGAAUCAAUGGAGCUAAGAUAUGCCAGUCAUUUGCACUUUAUUGAGGCCAUUAGAAGUGGCUUCGUGACAAAAGUUCUGAAUAUAGAUUCUUGUGGAAGGCCUGGACUCAAGUUCAAGAAUGUUAAAGAUCUAUAUGAAAUUGAAGAUAAGAAAAAAAUUGUUUCUUCAUCCCUUCAGCCUAAAAAUGGGCAAGGGGGUUUGUUGUUUGACCGUGAUGGGGUCAAGAUUGAAAGACGAUGUCUGCCAGUGGCAGAAAGGAAGACAAUCUCAAGUGAUCCAAAAACUUAUAUAUUGAAUGGCAGUGGUGACAAUGAUGAAUCAAACAGUGAUUUUGAUGAUAUUAACCUUGGGAACAUGACGUUGAAACAGCUCAGGGAGAGAUGCAAAACAAAGAAAAGAAAAUUUUUGAAAUUUCUUGGUGCGACUAAAGAAAAUGUAGAUAUUUCCUCUUGUAUAAAACAAGAAUAUCCUGACGUACAACCUGAAGAUGAUGAAGUAGAUCUCAUGACGCCUCUCAUUAGUUGGAAAUCAAAGCUUUCAAAAAAUUUAAUUGUUAAGAAGAAGUGCAUGAAUAAACACAUCUCCCGAAUGUCACAAAGUGCUGCCUCUGUUAAAUCUGAAGAGGCACUAAAUGAUCAGGACUGGCAAUCUGGUGCGGAGUUACCUGCAACCACUGGAGUUCCGGUUUCUGCAUCCGGUUGCUCAGACAGCACAAACUUGAUACAUUUUGCUCAUGAUUCUUCUUUUCACUGUGAUGAGCGAGCAGGUUCUUGUGAAGUGGGCUCCAGUGAAAUGCUUGAGACUGCAAAUAGUUGUCUUUCAGGGUCAGGGGAGUCAAUUUAUUCUGAUGAAGAACCUCAAAAUUGCAUUGCUGAUGAAGUUUUAUGUGAAUCUGCCUCUGUUAAAUUUGAAGAGGUACUAAACGAUCAGGGCUGGCAAUCUGGUGUGGAGUUACCUGCAACCACUGGGGUUCUGGCUUCUGCAACAGGUUACUCAGAUGACACAAACAUGAUACGUUUUGCUGAUGAUUCUUCUUUUCACUGUGAUAAGCAAGCACGUUCUUGUGGAGUGGUCUCCCGUGAAAUUAUUGAGACUGCAAAUGCUUGUGUUUCAGGGUCAAGGGAGUCAAUUUCUUCCCAUGAAGAACCUCAAAAUUGCAUUGAUGAUGAAGUUUUAUGUGAAUCUGUGGCCCCUAAGUCUAACUGUUUUCCUGAUGUGAGGACCACUGGUGGGCAGACUAUAAAUCUGGAUAAUACAGAAACAAGAAUUGCCCAAUCUCUGCCUUUGCCUUCAUCAGAGUUUAAGGACUGUAGUUCUGAUACAUAUGAUAGCUCCCUAAGUUGUUCAGUGUCUAAUGAGAGAUUAUGUGAAAAAAACAGUAAUGCUGUGGUUCAGGUGCUAAAUGUGAUCAUUGAUAACAGCUUGACGUGCAUGGAACGUAGUUGUGAAGAUGAAUGUGUGGUUGAAAAUGACAGCGGUGAUGCUCUGCCCUUUGCUCUUAACUCUGAUACUAUCAGCAGUCUGGUCAGUAACAAUUCUUCGCCUCAGAGUUCUCAUUCGUGUUCAAGUCCUAAUAGCUGUUUGGUUUCUGUGGAUGAUGGUUCCCCCAUAACUGAGGGCAAUCAACCCCCUAUGCCGGUCAAUGCUGAUGCACCAGCAAACUGCUCUGCAGUGAGUCAUGUUUUUGAUGCUAAUGAUGAGCUUACAACAUCAGCAAUGGUUGGGGACUAUCAUUGUUCAACGCUGCAGCAUCCUCCUGAGAGGCUCUUGUCCACCAGAAAGGCCAUAUCUCCAAAUUCUCAGGAACGACUUUGUCAGGCUAUGAAUUCCAUUGAAUUAAAGCAAGGUAUAGAAAAUCGAAAAUCCAAGGGGAAACUAUUCUUGGGGAAAACAACUGAGAAUAAAGCUUCAAUAACAGGGUCAGCCCUUGAGGGACCUGAAGUCAAUAUUGAAUCCAAAGGGCUUGCGCCGAUCUAUCAAUCUGAAGUCACUGAUAAUCAUGAGCAGAAUAUUAGGAAACCAAAAGUUGAUAAGAAAGGUUCUCAUUCCAAAGGGAUUCUCAAGGUUUCACAACACUCUGGCGUGCUGCCCUCUCUGAGCACUGGGUGUACCUCCAUCCAAAGUUGUUCAGAGAAUGCCAUUGCAUUUUCUCAUAGGCAGAUGCAUGAUAUUGAAACUCUUGCAUUGAAGCUUAUGAAAGAGUUGAAGUCCAUGAAGGGUAUAUUGGAGGAAACACUGCACCCUGAUGCAUGCUCAGAUACAUCCUUGAAAGAUAAUUUGAAUGAGACAAGAAUGGCAGUUAGUAGUGCGGCAAAAGUUGAAGAAACUGCAAGAAGAUGGCUGUCGAUGAUGGCAAGGGACUGCAGCCGUUUUUGUAAAAUCAUGGGUGCUGCUGCUGCUGCUCCUCCCGAAAACGUAAUCCAAAAGGGAAGGAAGAAGAUAAUUUUUGCUGAUGAAGUUGGCAGAAUGCUGUGUCAUGUGAAGCUUUUAGAGGAAGAGGCAGCUUCUCCCCCGUUGGAGUCUCAAAGUGAAAAUGGGCAAUAAUAUGGUAAAUAAUUCAGAGGCAUUCGCUGUUUGUAUAUUGCUGCAUUUUUAGUGUUCAACUGCUAAUUUAAUUGCCCUGGGGUUUGGGGAGGUUGCUUGCACGGCGAGUAAGGGAUGAAUUGUAUACAGCUAGAAGCCUGCAGGCCUGACGCUGUGAAUUGAUUUUGAAAUGCACUGCACUGUUGUUCCUGGCAAUCAAUUAUUUUGUAACUCCUGUUUAUUUUGCUCUGCACUGUAUCAUGGGAUAAUGAAAUACUGGCUUGAAGGUAUUUACCUUCAUAAUUUCUUGAAAGAUAACAUUUUC